UCCAAGUCAUCAUCUUUAUUCUCCUUUAUAUCUCUUAGAAAAGUGCUUACAAGUGGAGAGUAUUUGUUGUUUUCUUUGAUUCUUUCUUACACUGGGUUUCUGGAGUUUUAUUUGAUUAAGUAAAGUAUUAUUAGGCUUUUUUCAAUUCAAUUGCAGUUUAAUUAUUCACUUGUUUUGCCAUUUGAAGCUGUAGUUUUUGAGCAAUUCUUUAUUUGUUUUGUCAUUAGACUAAGUUUGGGUUAAGCUUUUUUUUAGCUGCGAAUAUGCUAAUGAUUGGCUUCAUUUGUUGACAUUCAUCUAGUGCUUUUUUCUUAUGCAGGACAAUAUUUUUCUUGUUCCAAGAUUAUAUAGUUUAGUUUCAAGCUCAUGCAUUGGCCAGACAAUUUAGCUUUACCACCUUAGCUGAGUGUUGUUGAAUUUGUGAUAUAAUGCUUUGUACUCCCAUUUCUUGAUUUGCAGUUUGAGCUUGCUGCACCUAUAAGUUGUAGUCGAGAGAGCGUUUGGUCCGGCUAUAUAGUUGGGAGUCAGUGUAGUUCGGGCCUGAACUUUCACUGUCAGAUUGGUAGUGUGUGGUGUAUCUUUGUGCCGUUUGCUAGUGGGAUAUGGAAGAAGUUUUUUCCUUGAUUUGUGUUUGAAGAUUGCUUAGAUGAUUAGUACCGCUUGCUAGUGGGAGAUGGAAGAAGUUUUGCCUUGAUUUGUAUUUGAAGAUUGCUUAGAUGACGAGUACUGUUUGCUAGUGGGAGAUGGAAGACGUUUGCCUGGAUUGACGUUUGCCUGGAUUUGUGUUUGAAGAUUGCAUAGAUGAUUAGUGUUGAAUAGGGUUAUUAUCAUUACGGCCUCAAUGGGCGGUCUUUGUUCGAGAAGAGCCACUGAUGAGACUACGUUGGGUGGUGCACUUCCUCAUGUUAAUGGACGUUUCAGUUACAGACCUGGAAUGGUUUAUCAAUCCCGUGGACUGGAUAUCCGAGAAGAGAACAUUCCGAGGGAUGUGGAAGUUACAGAUAACCAACUGAGGGAACCAUUCUCCUUUCCAGAGUUGAGUUCUGUUCCUCAUGGGACAAAUAUGGAUGAUAUCAAUGAUGGAAUACCUCGAUUGUCUAGGGCUUUAUCUGAUAAAUCGAGAUCAACAAGAACAAAACAGGUUGCACUGACAAAGGUCUCAGAAAUGAGUUCCCGUCUUGGCAGAGCAGGCCAUGCCGGCCUCGAGAAAGCAGUUGAUGUGUUGGAUACUCUUGGCAGUAGCAUGACUACUUUGAAUCUUAGCAGUGGUUUUGCAUCUGGGUUAGCUACAAAAGGAAUCAAAAUAUCAAUAUUGGCUUUUGAAGUUGCGAAUACCAUUGUUAAAGGUGCCAAUCUGAUGAAUUCACUUUCAGAAGAGAAUAUUAGGCAUUUGAAGGAGGUGGUACUCCCUUCUGAGGGUGUACAGCGUCUAACAUCGAGGGAUAUGGGUGAACUCCUAAGAGUCGCUGCAGCUGACAAGAGGGAUGAAUUGAAAGUCUUCUCUGGUGAGGUGAUUCGCUUUGGGAAUCGGUGCAAGGAUCCUCAGUGGCACAACUUGGACCGUUACUUUGAGAAGUUGGAGUUAGAACUCACACCUCACAAAAAAUUGAAAGAAGAAGCAGAAUGUGUGAUUCAACAUUUGAUGGUAUUAGUUCAGAACACUGCUGAACUAUACCAUGAAAUGCAUGCAUUAGACAGAUUUGAACAAGACUGCCGGUGCAAAGCUCAAGAAGAGGAUAACUCAAAUGCUGCACACAGAGGAGACAGCCUUGCAGUUCUAUGUGCAGAGCUGAAGAGUCAAAAGAAGCACGUAAAGAAUUUGAAAAAGAAGUCUCUAUGGUCCAAGAUAUUGGAGGCGGUGAUGGAGAAGCUUGUGGACAUCGUCCAUUAUCUACAUUUGGAGAUCCAUUCUGCAUUUGGUUCCAGUGAUGGAUACAAGCCAACGAAAGACCACUGCCAAAAGCUGGGAUCUGCUGGACUUGCACUCCACUAUGCAAAUAUCAUAACCCAGAUUGAUACACUAGUCACUAGAUCAGGAUCAGUGCCGCCAAGUACAAGAGACGCUUUAUACCAGGGACUGCCACCAACUAUGAAAUGUGCUUUGCGUUCUAGACUGCAAUCUUUUCAACUCAGUGAAGAGUUUACUGUCCCAAAAAUCAAAGAAGAAAUGGAGAAAACUCUUCAAUGGCUGGUGCCUCUGGCCACUAAUACAACAAAGGCUCACCACGGCUUUGGUUGGGUAGGUGAAUGGGCAAAUGCAGGAUCCGAGAUGAACCACAAACUUGCUGGCCAGAUGGAUUUGCUCCGCAUCGAAACUCUUUAUCACGCGGACAAGGAGAAAACGGAAGCUUACAUUCUCGAUAUGAUAUUAUGGCUGCAUCACCUCAUCAGCCAAUCAAGGGCUGCAAAUGGUGGGCUAAGAUCGCCCGGCAAGUCCCCAAUCAGAUCCCCUAACCAGAGAAUGCUCCAGCUUUCGAGCCAGAAACCGAGCUCACCGUCCUCAACGCUGUCAAUCGAGGACCAGGAGAUGCUCCGGGACGUUAGCAAACGGAAGCUGACUCCCGGAAUAAGCAAGAGCCAAGAAUUCAACACAUCAAGAACCAGUCUUUCCAAGCACCACAGGCUAACCAAGAGCAGCAGCCAUUCUCCAACACAUGAAACCAAGAGGGAUCCUUUCCCGAUCCGAAGGCCGUCUUCGGUCCCGAUAAUCAACUUCGACAUCGACCGGAUCAAGGCGUUGGACAUGAUUGAUAGAGUCGAUACAAUUUGAAGCCUCAACGUUGUUUUGAAAUAGGCAUGUUUUCGUGAUGCAUAUCCCCGGCCCCUGCUCAUCUCUUUAGAAAGCCGAGCAUGGUGAGUGGGAGGAGGAGACGUGCAGCGCGUGUUGUACAUGGAGAGUUAUAUCUUAGGAAUAUACUGGUGUUACCCGUGAGAUCGAGAAGACGGGCAAGCUCGGACGAUGUUCGACCGGUGUUCGUCGGGUCGGUUUAGGUACGAGUGAGUGCUCAUGGGGGUGUAGUUUUCAUCAGUAUGUGUACAGAAUGAGGUAUACUUGGUCAAGUCUAUUGUUGAUGAGUUCCAUUGCUGCCCUUCUAAAUGCAUCUUCUGUUGUGAUAAAUGGAUCAAGCUAAUGUGUUGUGUAGGGGUGGAAUCGUAAUUUUAGCACUGAUCGAGUAUAGAAAUAGAACGGAAAUUCUAGAUAGA
Salvia hispanica is the source of this 3204-nucleotide messenger RNA. Lineage: Eukaryota; Viridiplantae; Streptophyta; Magnoliopsida; Lamiales; Lamiaceae. The record is from RefSeq and is a predicted model, not a curated record.